GCCGCCUGUUUCUCCAUCCUUCCUCUACGCUAACCCUAGCACAAGAGAGGCGCCGCGAUUUUUCUCCUUCCUCCCUCUCCUCGUGUCGCGCCUCUCCUCCCUCUCCAAAUCCCCUCCUCUCUCGCCGAAGCUCAUCGCGAAGCAGAGCCGCCCUCCUCUCCUCGUCGCGAAGCAGAGCCGCCUCCCUCUCUCGCCGAAGCUCGUCGCGAAGCAGAGCUCCUCUCCUCGUCGCGAAGCAGAGCCGCCCUCCUCUCCUCGUCGCGAAGCAGAGCAGCCCUCCUCUCCUCGUCGCGUUCCUCUCUCGCCGCGAGACCCCUCAUCGCCUUCUGAUCUUCUUCGACACUAGGGCAUUUCUCUCCGCCGAACUAGGCCAUAUGAUCUUCUGUAUCUUGAAAUUCUACAUCUUUUUGGUGAUUCUAGCUCGUGCGCUUUUUCAAUACACAAUCUUCUUGAAGCUGGGAAGGCUUUAUGGUUUGGUUGCUGGGUCCUGAUUGGGUCCUUAUGCUAUGUGUCGAACAUGGGAAACGAUUAUCGGGCAACAAGAUUGGGCACCUAUACUACUUCUGGUGCCUUUGGUUCUUGGUUUAGAAAAAAUCAACCCCAGGAAUAUUCCUUUGCUGUAGGGAACGUUUGCAUUUCCACAAUGCCUCGGCAUCUUAGGUGGUAAACCUGGUGCCUCAACCUAUAUUGUUGGUGUGCAAGAUGAGAAGGCACUCUACUUGGACCCUCAUGAAGUUCAGUUGAAAACUCACAUGGACGCUACGGCUCUCGGGCAUCUCCCGACUGUGAUCCAUGGCGGAUUCCAGCGUCUUCUCUCCUCCUCUGCUACCCAUUCUCCCGACUGCAUUCCCUCCUUCAAUUCCCGGUUCACCAAAUGUUCCUCUGGCAUUCGAUGCCAAUCAUGUAGUAUGGAGAAAUCAAAGACGUCAAAGAAAAAUCUGCUUGACAAUGCAAGCAACCUUCUUACUAAUUUGCUAAGUGGGGGUCGCCUUGGAUCGUUGCCCACCGCUGAAGGUGCUGUCUUGGAUUUGUUUGGUCGGCCACUUUUUUUUUCGCUGUAUGAUUGGUUUCUCGAGAUGAUGUUGAGAAACUUCAGCAAAGAGAUUACUCAUCUCACAAGGACGCCAGUUUGUUGCGCUUUCUCAUGUGGCAAGAGAAAGCGCUUUCUCGUUGAUAUGCGGGGUGUCGAUGUUGAUGAUUGCCAGCUAAGGGAUGAUCUCAUGACAAUGCUUAUUGCGGGACAUGAAACAACUGCUGCUGUUCUUACAUGGUCAGUGUUUCUACUUGCUCAGAACCCAUCAAAGAUGAAAAAGGCCCAGAUGGAGGUAGAUUCUGUUCUCGAUGGAAAGAAAAUAACCCUUGAAUGUCUGAAAAAAAUGGAAUACCUGCGUCUUAUCAUUGUUGAAGCUCUUCGUUUGUAUCCUCAGCCUCCAUUACUUAUUAGACGAGCUCUCAAAGAAGAUAAACUUCCAGGAGGUUAUAUGGGUAAUGAAGAUGGAUACGCAAUUCCUGCAGGGACCGAUAUUUUUAUUUCUGUAUACAAUCUCCACAGAUCACCAUAUUUCUGGGACAAGCCAGCUGAGUUUGAGCCAGAAAGAUUUUUAACUCCAAAAGCAAAUGAAGGCAUUGCCGGAUGGGCAGGCUACGAUCCAAGUCGCAGCCCUGGAGCGAUGUACCCAAACGAGAUAACUUCUGAUUUCGCCUUCAUACCAUUCGGUGGAGGGCCGCAUAAGUGUGUCGGCGACCAGUUUGCACUAUUGGAAUCGACUAUUGCUUUGGCUUUGUUGCUUCAGAAGUUCGAUGUCCAACUGAGGGGGUCACCUGAUGAAGUACAGUUAAUCACUGGCGCAACUAUACAUACAAAAAGUGGCCUCUGGUGCAAGCUGAGGAGGAGGGCUUCAGUAGGAGCUAAGCAAAACCAACUUGUCGAAGUAUAAAUGUAUAAAAAUUAACAAACCAAAGAGAUCUUUAUGUAGUGUCUUAUGAUCCGUGUAGACUAAAUUAAUGUUGUAACCUUCCUAAAUAGUCGUCAUAAGAAUUGGACAUUAAGUCUUGACAUUACAGCUUUCUUCUUCCUUCAUGGUAAUAUUUUUUUUUUAUUUCCAA
Messenger RNA from Zingiber officinale, 2106 nucleotides. Its product is annotated as cytochrome P450 97B2, chloroplastic-like. Gene Ontology annotation, molecular function: heme binding; monooxygenase activity; iron ion binding. NCBI's taxonomy places the organism in Eukaryota, Viridiplantae, Streptophyta, Magnoliopsida, Zingiberales, Zingiberaceae. The record is from RefSeq and is a predicted model, not a curated record. Bases 753 to 1937 code for a protein of 394 amino acids. The transcript has 13 exons. Gene Ontology annotation, cellular component: chloroplast.